Molecule: messenger RNA, 5373 nt
Organism: Pogona vitticeps (central bearded dragon)
Lineage: Eukaryota; Metazoa; Chordata; Lepidosauria; Squamata; Agamidae
Source: RefSeq, a predicted model, not a curated record
GGACCUGUAUUCUCCGAUGACUGUGAAAUUUCCGUUGCUCAUCAACCUUCCCCUUAGUUCCACAUUCUUUCCUCCUUUCUCUCCAACGACCCUCCCCCGGCUUUGUUAUGUUGUUGUUACGUGCCAUCAAGUCCGAACCGACUUGCAGCGACGUAACGGGAUGUUCAAAGCAAGUGAGAGAUGGAGGGAGUGGUUUCCCCAGUUCCACUCCCCUCAGUGAGUUUCCAAGGCUGAGCGAGGGAUUCGAACCCGGGGCCUUCUGGGUCCUCGCGGGUUCCUCCCUCCACGCCACCACACGACGUAUCCUUGGCUUUAACCGUCCUCGACAGCCCCCCCUCCCCAUAGAGAGAGUGAGAGCGGGGCGGGGGGAAGAGGUCGUGAGGGAGCGCGUUACCCGGCAUGCAGCGGGCGGCGCGUUCCCACAAAGAUGGCGGCGCCUCUGGAUGAGUACGAGAAAGAAGCAGGUUGUGUCCCUAUUCUGCACCCCGAGGAAAUCAAGCCUCAAGCUCAUUAUAAUCAUGGAUACAGUGAAUCUCUUGGGCGCAAAAGCCACAUUGAUGAUUACAGCACAUGGGAUAUUGUUAAAGCUACACAGUAUGGAAUUUACGAACGCUGUCGGGAGUUGGUGGAAGCAGGAUAUGAUGUACGGCAACCUGAUAAAGAAAAUGUUACACUGCUCCAUUGGGCUGCAAUCAAUAACAGAUUAGAUUUAGUGAAAUACUACAUAUCAAAAGGUGCUAUUGUUGACCAGCUGGGAGGUGACCUGAACUCUACACCACUUCACUGGGCAACAAGACAGGGUCAUUUAUCGAUGGUUGUACAACUAAUGAAAUAUGGUGCAGAUCCUUCAUUAAUUGAUGGAGAAGGAUGCAGUUGUAUUCACUUGGCAGCCCAAUUUGGACAUACCUCAAUUGUUGCUUAUCUAAUAGCUAAGGGGCAGGAUGUUGAUAUGAUGGAUCAAAAUGGAAUGACUCCUUUAAUGUGGGCAGCUUACAGAACACACAGUGUGGACCCUACUCGUUUGCUGCUUACAUUUAAUGUUUCAGUGAAUCUGGGAGACAAAUAUCAUAAGAACACAGCACUACACUGGGCAGUACUAGCAGGAAAUACUACAGUGAUUAGUCUUCUUUUAGAAGCAGGGGCUAAUGUUGAUGCGCAAAAUAUCAAGGGUGAAUCACCACUUGAUUUAGCAAAACAAAGAAAAAACGUUUGGAUGAUAAAUCAUCUACAGGAGGCAAGGCAGGCAAAAGGAUAUGACAAUCCAUCAUUUCUCAGAAAGCUGAGAGCUGAUAAGGAAUUCCGUCAAAAAGUGAUGCUAGGAACACCUUUCCUAGUUAUUUGGCUGGUGGGAUUUAUAGCAGACCUUGAUAUUGAUUCUUGGCUCAUUAAAGGACUCAUGUAUGGUGGUGUUUGGGUCAUGGUUCAGUUUCUUUCCAAAUCAUUCUUUGACCACUCCAUGCAUAGUGCAUUGCCACUUGGAAUCUACCUAGCAACAAAAUUCUGGAUGUAUGUGACGUGGUUUUUUUGGUUUUGGAAUGAUCUAAAUUUUUUGUUCAUCCAUCUUCCAUUUCUUGCUAAUAGUGUUGCACUUUUCUAUAAUUUUGGGAAAUCUUGGAAAUCAGAUCCAGGAAUAAUUAAAGCCACUGAAGAACAAAAGAAGAAGACAAUAGUGGAGCUUGCAGAGACAGGAAGUUUGGACCUCAGUAUAUUCUGCAGUACCUGUUUGAUACGGAAACCAGUGAGGUCCAAGCAUUGUGGUGUAUGCAAUCGCUGUAUAGCCAAGUUUGAUCACCACUGUCCCUGGGUUGGAAACUGUGUAGGAGCAGGCAAUCAUCGUUAUUUCAUGGGAUAUUUAUUCUUUUUACUCUUUAUGAUUUGCUGGAUGAUUUAUGGAUGUAUCUCUUACUGGGGAAUCCACUGUCAUACUAGUUACGCUACAGAUGGUUUUUGGACAUAUAUUACACAGAUAGCCACAUGUUCACCUUGGAUGUUCUGGAUGUUUCUGAAUAGUGUGUUUCACUUCAUGUGGGUGGCUGUGCUUCUAAUGUGCCAGAUGUAUCAGAUUUCUUGUUUAGGUAUUACUACAAAUGAAAGGAUGAAUGCAAGACGAUAUAAGCACUUUAAAGUUACAACAACAUCUAUUGAGAGCCCUUUUAACCAUGGAUGUAUAAGAAAUAUUAUAGACUUCUUUGAAUUCAGAUGCUGUGGUCUUUUUCGUCCUGCUAUUGUGGACUGGACAAGGCAGUAUACAAUAGAGUAUGACCAAACAUCCGGGACAGGUUACCAGCUAGUGUAACACCCACCUCCAAGCUGUGAGCAUAUCAUAUCUGAGUGGUGCCUGAAAAUUUGUCUCUCAAAUCCCUUGAACGGUAGCAUGCUAUGAAUAGAGCUAACAGCGAAUCAUAUGGUACCUUCUCUACAUCAGUUUUAUUAACAGAUGUUGGAAAAAAGGACAGAAUAAACUGCCAAUCCUGAUAACGAGAAGGAAGAUGAAAAAGGGAUUUUAACUGUUCUUACCUUGGGAAUUGUUCACGAAGACAUACAUCAUUUUGUUUCCUUUAACUGCUUUCACAAUGGAGCAUGUGAUUGUUUAAAGAAAAGGCCAACUAUACUAAUGUCAUGUUGUACUGAACUUUCAGUAUUUAUUUCAUCAUUUGAACAGCUUCCUAAGAAUUAAAGGUAAAUAUUACGAAGCAGUAAGACUUUGGGAUCACUGUAUUAUAUUUACUGUAAUGGAAAUUUUGUAUAGAUUUGGUAUAGUAUUAGGUGCAUUCAAAAAUGUGCACUUAAUACUGUGAAGAAUCACGUUGUUUUAUAUGGGAUUCACCAUAAGUGUGAUGUUGCCGUUGCUGAAGGAGGGCACAGAAGGACUUUGGUCAUAAAACUUACCUAAAUUCAAUCGCUGUCUGCUCUUAGGGCUUUGUUAUUUCUAAUUGUUAUUUGUUACCAGACUUAUGUGGAGAUGUACAUUUGGGGCAGGAGGAAAAGCAUUGCACAAAGGAAAUUCAGUUCUUCAACCCCAAUAUAGAACCCCACUUAAGUGCAUGAUGAUACUUCUUAAAAUUAGACCACAAAAUAACAUGAUUGCAUAGCAGUCUACAAAGUAAAAUGCUAAUAUAAGGCAGCCAGUGAAAUGCUGGUACCUAAAUAGAAGGAACCAUUGAGUAUGACAACUUCUGCAGUCAAUGGAAAGUUGGAAAACAUUAGUAAGAAAGUCACAUAUGUGGAACCAAAGAAUGAACUGGCAGAUGCUCAAUAGUAGGAAGAAAGGAUUGUAACUGAAUCCGAUUCAGCUGUUGAAUGAGUAAAAACUCAUUAAAACAUAAUAUAAAAUGAUGGAAUUCAUGCUGAUUAUAAUUUCUUUGUAGGACAUGAAAGUGACAAAUGUAACUGGACUUCUAUUUUAAAAAAAUGGUAUGGCCAUAAGUUGGGGAAAAAUUCUUAACUUUUUUUUGUCUAAAGUUAGCAAACCCAGAUAUAGGUGGAAGGUAAAAAGUGGUAUGAAGUCUCAUUCCAGAAGAGCUUUUUUUGUUGUUGAAUGUGAUGCACUGAUUUUCUGUUAUGGCAUUUUUUAUACAGUCCUUGUGAAUUUUUCACUGCUUCCUUAAUUAUUGUUUACAGAGAGACUUGAAAUCUGUUUAGUUCUGUUUUACGUGCUGUAGCAACAUUGUGGUUCGAGAAUCCUGUGAGGGGGAUUUGGGGAAGGGAACUUUAAUACAGACAGUAGAGACCAGUGUAAAGAAUGUUUUAUCUGUAUAUAGAUAAUUUAUCAAAUAGUUUCUCUUUGUGAUGAGGCGUGUGUGUGUGUGCGCGCGCGUGCGUGUGUGUUAGUAUAUUUAAAAGCUGCUCAUUUCAUUUUAUCCAACCAAAAAUGUAGGACAAUAUCUAAUGGGCUUUUUAUUAAUUAUCAAUAUCGCUGUUAAUAGACACUAUACCUGCAACUUCACUGCAUGUUUAAUGCUUGGCAAAACUAGCAUUUCCUGUAAAAUGCAGAUUACAGGUAUUAAAGCAAUCUAGUGGUAUUCCCGCCCCUUGCCUUAGUAAAAGGAGCAGUGAGACUGUAAAUAGUUGAUGUUCAGUAUUUGCAAGUAGACAUUUUCCCCCUCUAGCUCUUUCUUUGAAUGCUAGGUGUGCAUAGUUUGCAAGUACCAGAUAUCAAGAUUUACAGGAGUGUGACAUUAGCAUAACUUGAAUGUUUAUUACUGGAAUAAAUGCAACUGUAUCAUUGACAUAGAUGUUCAAAGCAAAGAAAGUGAAGGUGGGUGGGUGCAGGGAUGGCAAAAAUGUCUGUGUGAUUUAGGCAGAUACAGUAUGAAAAUAUAACAAUAUAUUAUUCUUACACAGUUACUUGUCACUUUAAUUUGAAAGCUGAAAAUGUUUGGGCAGGACCUUCAAUUUCUUAUUUACAUUAACAGCCCACUCCUAAGUAGAUUUAUUCGGAAGUAAACUUCAAUAAGUUUGCUUAGCACUGAAGUCUCAAAGCCCUCUGCAAUGUAGUAAAUACAUUUCAUGGCUCCAGAAAAAUCUAUAUAUUGUUCACUUGUAUUAAUUGUGCCUGUUCCAGAAAUGUGUACCGUAUGGAAUCUUUGUGCAGAAACCCUAUAAUUUAAAUGUCUCUGUGGUGGCAAGAAAAAUCCUAUUUUAGUUGAACUAAAAGCGUUUGAUCUAAGAUCUGCUACCAGAAGAUUGUUCCACCUAAGGUUUGGAUAUUUUCUCCCCUCCAUAUCCCAGAUCACCCCAUGUAGAAGGUCCUACAUAACAUUUCAUUGGGGUUUAGGCACAAAGAAGUCCACCUCUGUUAUCCCAGUUGCCUGUACCUAAACCACAAUCCAACCCACAAUUGCACCCCACAGAAAUAGUGACGAAACAGUAGAACAGUGGAGUUAAAAUUACAUGUAAGGACAUUUUAUUUUGGGGCACCUAGAGUAAGUCUACUAGUUGGCAGAAAUACUAAAGUAUAUGUUCUGAAAUCUGAAUAAGCAGAAAAUCAUGCAGGUUUUUUCCACCAAGAAAUCUGUCAAACCUUUUGCAGCACAUCAUUUAGUUCGCUGCAUGAACCCAAUUCAAAUAGAUAAGAAGUUAAACAUUUGUUGAUAUGAUAAAGAAAAGGCAAAUUAAAAAAUUCUGUCUACCCUGUAUAUUUUUGGCAAGUGUUUAAUAAUUCCUCCUAAGGUUUUGUUUUUAGCAGUUAAUCUGCAUAAAGAACAUCUCUGUUUUAAACUGAAAUUUUGAUUUUUUUAUUUACUUUAUUUAUAAUUGUGCCAAGUAUUAUUUUACUACUGUCAGGAUAUUGAUGUAUUACGUUGUGAACAAAAUCUGUAAAAUGUUUAAUAAAAUAGCUCUCCUUAAAUAAAUUAAACCUGUCAAUUUUUG